AUGCUGCUAGUUAUCGCGUGCACAAUACAUCCGGCGCUAUCGUAUAAGUAUUCAGAGGGACGAAUAAAGUGCCAUGACGGCAUUGUCAAAGUGACACCUCCCAGUGAUGAAAAACCGUUCGAAAUUUGCCUUGCAAAUGACUGUAAAGAAUAUACAAGUCGAACCGAAGACGUCAUGAUUUAUCUGCCUGUAUCGCCUCUAGACAGGAAUACUACUGUAACAGUGAAAUCAUCGACGGGAGACGUUGUGUUCACCCAAUCGGAAAACUGCUCGCCUCCGGAAUUCUGCGUCUAUGCUCGAAAAUUCCUCUCCAAAGGCUUACUGGGAAACCCACACUGUUGGCCAGAAGGAGCCAUUAUAUCGGCUUUCCUCCUACUGUAUCUUGCCAUAGCAACCAUUUUCUUAGUUGCCACAGCCAUAUGUAAUAAAAUAAAGAGGAGAGAGGUUUCAGUUCGGAGAACAAACCAAUCAAUACCUGCGAAUGAGUCGAGAAGUAUCCCACUCCAAUCAUUUAACCCUACUCCGUUGGGCAGACCGGUAUUGAUUACAAUAUGUUGCAUCGUUGCCUCAUUACAAACGGUGUCGGCCUGUCAGCUUGGGUAUAUGCGCCAUACAGUAAACCUUAUCUGCACACAACGGGACAGUUGCACAUAUGAGUACAACGAAGAGAUUAACUUCAACAGACUCAACUCAAAUUUAUGUAUUCAACUUAACCAUGGAAACGAAACGGUUGGGCUGAUCAAGCUGUACCACCAUCCGAUAAAGCUCACGUGCUCUAAAAGAUCACUUUUCUUUACUAGAGAUUCGGUUCCAGAAAUAUACCACUCACUGCGAUGCCCAGAAAUGGGAUCCUGCUCUGAUGAAAGAUGCAGCCACUUCCAUAGAGAUGAAAUCAUUCCGGAAUUGCGUGCAUCGAGAAGGUAUCCAGGGUAUUCCGUAUGCGCAUCCUCAUGCGGAGGACUCGCAUGCGGCUGUCUAUUACCACUACCCUCAUGCUCAUUUUAUAGGUUUGUACAUCAACCUAGAUCGAAAACCGCUUACGAAGUAGUAGAUUGCUUGGAAUGGAAGCCAGUAGUCACGCUAGAGGUGCACACGAUCUGGUACAACACUGCGAAAAAAGCUCGAUACGUGUUGCAGCCCUACGUUGAACAAACGGUUGGAGACUUGAAAAUGACUGUUGUUUCCAUUCAACAGCCCAAAUCCCCUAUGAUGAACCGAAGGUUCGCGAUAAGCUCCAAGGACUCUGUUAUGAUACCCGACAACUAUGAAAUUCCUGUCGAAUGUACAACAGAACGAGCAGCUAUCAAUAACUUUCAAAAUUGCAGCACUCAUUUUGAGUGCACUUGCCAUGAUUCGCGGUCGAAAGCUAGCUGCCACUGUCCUAGAGAAUCGAUAUCGCAUAUCAGGUCAGAAGUCAUUGAUAUGCUGCCUAUCCAUACACCAACAGCACAAAUCAAUACUAGGAAUAAGGAAAUAAUCUUGUCUUCCACAGAAGCGGAGGUAAUCCUAGCACUUCAAUCUAACGCUUUAAUUAACGUUAGCGAAUAUGUCAUCAAGCAACCAUGUGAAAUCCACUUUGAAAAAAUACUUGGCUGCUAUGAAUGCAUGGAAGGCGCUCAAAUCCAAAUUUCAUGCAAAACCGAUAUCGCAUCUUGGAUCACAAUUCAAUGUGAAGAGCAAACAUUCUCCAUAGAAUGUAAUCCUGCGAACAAAAAUACUACAGUAAACCUGAACUUCAAUUAUGCCGUCAUUCAAAAGAACUGCCACACGAUCUGUGAUGGUAAGCAAAAGAACAUAGUCAUGGAAGGAACCCUGACCUUCCAUGAAAUGAGAAACACCGGCAGUAUCUUUAAUGAAAAAGAUACCUACGUAUCGCAACCCUUCCACUGGUUGCAAAGUUUAAGGAUACCAGAUAUUCAACCGCUUUUGCACAAUAUGAAAAAAUAUUGGAAAGUGACGUUGAUGUCCGCACUAGCAGUAAUGACUGCGGUAGGCCUCACCUAUGUGUUUGGCCCAAUAAUUAUUGUGGUGUUAAUUAAGAUACUCCCAAUUAUCGCGAUAUACAUCGCAAAAUCCGCACUUGCCAUUUUAAAAGUGGCAUGGAUUAGCAUUCGAUUCACUAUAUCCGCUACAAGGCGGGUAAAGAAUUAUGUGAAUCAACUCCAAAAUUGA
Messenger RNA from Ostertagia ostertagi, 2172 nucleotides. The record is from the annotation of a GenBank genome assembly. Lineage: Eukaryota; Metazoa; Nematoda; Chromadorea; Rhabditida; Trichostrongylidae.